Pelobates cultripes (western spadefoot toad) is the source of this 366-nucleotide messenger RNA. The record is from the annotation of a GenBank genome assembly. NCBI's taxonomy places the organism in Eukaryota, Metazoa, Chordata, Amphibia, Anura, Pelobatidae.
AUGUGGCCCAUCACAGUGCCCGGACCUCCAUGUGGGGGUGCCUGGAGUAGUGGUAUUUGCUUACCCAAGAUGGUCCCCCAUCAGAGGCGCGGCCUCGGACCCGGGUCCCCCACAUGGGUUCCGCUGCUCUGCAUUGCUUCGUCACAGGGGAUGUUGGGAGCUCCGGAUCCAAGGUUCCAUCAGACCCGCACAGAAGCCGUUCCCAGCCAGAGGUGCAGCCCCGGCAACCCUGCUCUGCACCGCUUCGUCGCAGGGGGGUGGCGGAAGUCCCGGAUCCGGCGGCCUGCAACACUCAGCGGGCUCAACCAGUCCUGGGCUCGGCCAAAGCAGGUUCGUGGUUAUGUUAAGGAGAGUAGUUCUUUAUAG